This is a messenger RNA of Schistosoma guineensis, 2897 nucleotides long. The record is from the annotation of a GenBank genome assembly. Lineage: Eukaryota; Metazoa; Platyhelminthes; Trematoda; Strigeidida; Schistosomatidae.
GCUUUCAUCAUUUGUGCAGUCACCUCAGUUAUUUACAUUAAAGGCAUUUUCACUGUUGUAUUUAUUGUAAUAAAUCUCUUUCUUGUUUGUAUAAUGUUUACGAAUUAUAUGUCUUUAUUGUACACUAUCACGUUACCGACAUUUCCACCCGCUUUGUCUUCUUUCUCUACUUAUUUUUCCUCGUCGUCGUCUUCUUCUUCACUGUCAUUACUUAUACGAUGGCAUUGUAUAUUGGGCUGUUUAUUACUCUCUACUUCACUUUUGUUUAUGCUAAUAAAUUCAAUAUUCAGGCGUAUACCACCUUAUAAAUAUUUUAUAAUUAUAAUUCUUUAUAUCUCUGUACUAUUUAUCUCUUCAUUGCCAAUUAUUAUUAAGUCCUCAUCAAUAGAAUUGACGAGAUCCGAUAAUGCAAAAUCAUUGAGAAUGAUGAUGAUAACAACAACGACAACAGCAAACGAUAAGCAUUCAUUUAAUACAAAUGUCAUCUAUGGAUUAAAUAAUUUUUCAUCAACGUGGUUAUUCUAUGUCUAUACAAUGGUUAAACCGAAUUGUUGUGUCAAGCAAUCUAAUGUAAAUAGUAAUUGGCAAUCUCUUUGUCUGCCUACAAAUAUUCAUUUGUUUUCAUCAAAUGAGAAUAAUAUUGUUCAUGAUGUAACUAUUGUUUCUGAAGCAGCUUAUCGAUAUGAUAUAAUCUUACUAACUUGUUCUUAUGGUUUAUUGUGUAUUUAUAUACUACUUCUAUUGUAUUGUUUAAGCAUUACUGAUAUUUAUGAGAUCUUUAUGUCAUGUGUUAAUAUAGAGCUGGAAUUAUAUCGACUUGGUCUAGUUGAUUAUAUCACAUUUCAUUGGAAUCGAUUAGAUGUACCACAAAUUUUAAUGUACUUUUGGUCAUUCAAACUAAUGUCAGUGAUUAUUUUGGGUCCAGUAUGCUGGGAAAUUAUUCCAACUGGUGAUGUUAAUGUUGAUGAGAUAUCAGCGAAACUAUUCAAUUCUUCUACAUUGAAUGAAUAUUCUAAUCUGGAUACUGCUAAUCAAUCAACAUUAUCUAUACUAUACACAAGAUUAUUUGUUGGUCUUUUUGUACAUGGAUCAGAAACCUGGUUGUCAGUGUGUGGAGCAGCUGCAUUUUUCGGUGCAUUAGCUACUAUUUUCGUUUCUAUAUUGGUCUUUUUAUUGGAUCCAUCCCGUACUGGGACAGCUCGGUUAGCAGUGGUAGCUGCAGAAGCUCCAGCUGAUCCACAUACAUGGAAUGUAAUUGAUGAUCCAGCGUUAGCUUUAGAUCAAAAUGAUGUUAUUGCUAUGGAAUUACUAGCUAGUACAGGAUGGAAUUGUGCUGUUGUCUUUUUGUUCUUAGCUUUCCAAUCAGAUAUGCCUAAUCUUCCACCAGUUUAUCGUGCAUCAUGUUCUAUGUAUGGAAUUAUGGUUCUUGUGAUUGCGUGUAUCCAUCCUAUUCAAGCAUUGAUCAAGUCAUUCUUAUUACGUCUUGGGGCACCUGGUCAACAAACAAAUUGGUCCGAACAUGUACGACCAUUAUGUUUUUGUGUUGUGCUAAUUUUUGCAGCUUUCAAUAUGUUCACUUGUUUACCAAGAAUAUUAACAAAUGACAAACUGGAUUAUAUUCGUAAUAUGAAUCACAGUGAAAAUGCAUCCUAUUUAGCUGUUUUAUCACAUAUUGGCUCAUCGGAAGAAGCAAUACUUGCGAGACGACUAAGAAUAUUUCUAAGCGGUUGUCAAUUAUUAAUUAGCCUUGUAGUUACACUAAUUGAAUAUGCUAUUUAUCAAUACUCUUAUCGAUAUCCUAAUUGGACAGGAUUUCAACCAACAAUAUUUUGGACAAAAGUGAUUAGUUCAGUAAUUGAUUAUUUUAUUUCAUUAUUAUCAUUUCUAACAGUCUGUUGGUUAGUAUUCUAUGAUUCUUUUGGAGUGUGUCGUUUGUUUAUUAUUUGUUGUUAUUUCUCCUUAGUUUUAUAUCCAUCAGCGCGUAGAGCAUAUAUAUGGAUAAAAUGGCGAUUAUUAUGCACUAAACGUAUGAAUGAUUUAGUUAAUCCUAGUAAAAUACAAUUAGAACGAUAUGGUGAUACAUGUCCAAUAUGUUUUGCUGAAAUGACUAUAACUACAGCAAAAAUUACUAGAUGUGGUCAUCUUUAUCAUUCUGAAUGUCUUAUACAGUGGAUGAAACAUAAAUUAACAUGUCCUAUAUGUCAGUCAGAUUUAUUGUCGACUAGAGUGACUAAUAAACGACGAGAAGUUACAAGUGCUCGAAUGCAAGAGACUAUAGUAGGUGAACAAAAUUAAUUAAGUUUAAAAGAAAUUAUUCAGAAUUUUUGACUUUAUUUAUUAUUAUUACUAUUACUACCAAUACUACUACUAUUACCAUCAUCAUCAUCAUCCUUUUCACUGUCUAACCAUUCGAUAUUAAACAAAAGUCAAACAAGAAAUCACCUUUCAAUCUUGUAAAUGCAAAUUGUUACUACUCUGUGCCUUCAAUUGUACACUCAUCAUUAUUAUUUGUCAAGGAUGUUUGUAAACUGGAGGCGCGUAUAAAUUCAUAAUGUCUAUGUGAAGCCGCUUUUUUGUUUAUUUUUGUUUUUUGUGUGUAUGUACGUGACUUAUUAUCAUGCAUAGUACAUAAAGAGAAGAUUUACAAUAAAUUAUUGACAUAUAAUAUUGUCUAUUUUUUCAGAGAAAUAAUAAAGUUAGUUUCGGUGUGAUUCAUUUACCAGUUUUGAACUAUAUACCUUUUGUUUAUAGAUUAAUGAUAUAGUCCAGUUGCCGCAACUGAUCUAGAAAGUGUAAGUUCAGUACUAUGAUGUAAUUGUUGAAUGUCGAGUGUUAAACAAUUGGUCACUUAUAGUGAACAGAAAUAUAUUUAUUCUAGCUGUACAUAGCCCAGGACA